UAAAAAACAAAACUUUAAAUUCUUAGACAACAAUGCCAUAAUGAGACGCAGUUCAGCUCCGAGCCAGAGACUAAAGAACGGCAAUUCUCCCUUGCAAAACAAAUUCGCAAUAACACCGCCAACGAAACGUACCAGGGACAGGUCCGAACCGGAGAAAGAUGCGAAAAUACGUAAACCUCUGUCACAACUUAAUUCGGAGGUCGUCGUCGUAACGGAUCAUGAGGCCCUCAUUAAAAUAUUAUCCAGACCGUUCAAGUGUCCAAUUCCAAACUAUGAGGGCUCAAAUUCGACCAGAAACUUGGGGAUACGGCGUCCGCAAGUCAAGAGGGCUUUGUACGACCCCAACAUGCCCAACGCCUUGGUGCUGUACGAGCCACCUGAGCAGACCCAACACGACAAGCUCACCUCAAAGAGUGAUGUGUUGGUGCAUGUUGUUGUGGACCCAGUCCUGGGUAACAUACUUCGUCCCCAUCAGCGAGAAGGGGUGAAAUUCAUGUACGAGUGUGUCACGGGAGUGAACAUACCCGGCUACUACGGCUGUAUUAUGGCGGAUGAAAUGGGUCUGGGCAAAACAUUACAGUGCAUCACAUUACUGUGGACUUUAGUCCGACAAGGACCCCAGUGCAAGCCUACAAUUGAUAAAGGCAUAAUUGUGUGCCCCAGCUCUUUAGUCAAGAACUGGAGCAAUGAAAUCAACAAGUGGUUGGGAGGCAGAUUGACUAAUAUGAUAAUGGAUGGAGGGCCGGACAUAAAAAAGCGCCUCACUCAGUUCAUGCAAGGCCAAGGCAGGACCGCCAUUCCGGUGCUGAUAAUAUCGUACGAAACGUUCAGAAUGCAUGCUGAUAUACUACACAAGGGUGAAAUUGGGUUGGUGUUGUGCGACGAGGGACACAGGCUCAAAAACUGCGAGAACCAAACUUACAGGGCGUUAAUGGGGUUGAAAGCCAAGAGGAGGGUUUUAUUAAGUGGUACCCCCAUUCAGAACGAUUUGUUGGAGUAUUUCAGCCUGAUACACUUCGUUAAUGAGGGCCUGUUGGGCAGUGCCUCUGAGUUCAAGAGGAAGUUUGAGAAUUUCAUCCUUAAAGGCCAGGACGCUUACGCAACCGACGUGGAGCGGCAGAACGCCUCGGAGAAGCUCCAGGAGCUCUCUGCGUUGGUGAACAAGUGUAUAAUUCGUCGUACGUCAGCCCUUCUAACCAAAUACUUGCCGGUUAAAUUCGAAAUGAUCAUUAUAUGCCAGUUAACCCCGUUACAAAAGCAAAUUUAUUUAAAUUACAUAAACUCCGAGUCAAUCAGACGGACCGUGAACGGUGCGGAGCAAGACAAGCCCACUUUCAGCACCCUAGCCAGCAUAACGACGUUGAAGAAGCUGUGCAACCAUCCAGACUUGGUGCUGGACAAGAUACAGGAAGGGGCCGAGGGAUUUGAGAAGUCAAGGAGCCUGAUGCCCCAUAGAAACAGUGAUGGGGACGUAAGGCCUGAGCUGUCCGGUAAAAUGAUGCUUCUGGAUUGUUUCUUGGCUAAUCUCAAGGCGAAUUACGACGACAAAAUCGUGCUAGUCUCGAAUUACACCCAGACGUUAGACAUGUUUGAGAAGUUGUGUAAACGAAGGAGUUAUCUGUACGUCAGGCUGGAUGGAAGCAUGUCAAUAAAAAAACGUGCCAAAGUAGUGGAAAGCUUCAACAAAAAGGACUCUGGGGAGUUCAUCUUCAUGUUGAGUUCAAAGGCUGGAGGUUGUGGCCUUAAUUUAAUAGGUGCCAACAGGUUGAUCAUGUUUGACCCGGACUGGAAUCCGGCGAACGACGAUCAAGCCAUGGCCAGAGUUUGGAGGGAUGGCCAACAAAAGCCUUGCUACAUUUACAGAUUUUUGGCUGCGGGCACAAUUGAGGAAAAGAUAUUCCAACGUCAAGCCCACAAGAAAGCUUUGAGUUCGACGGUGGUGGACAUGAACGAGGAGACAGCAAGGCACUUCAGUGCCUCAGAACUCAAAGAGCUGUUCAGAUUGGAGGACACUGAUUCGGAUACGCAUUCGAAAAUCAAGUGUAGGAGAUGCGUCAACAAAAUCCAAACCAAAAAUCCACCCGAAGAAGCCGACUGUACUUCUGAUCUGAGUCUUUGGUACCACUGUUGGGACAAGAAGGGACUGGCGGAUUUAGUUUUGAAACAGAUUUGGGACAUAUCAAAGUAUAUUUCGUUCGUGUUCCACCAGAAAUCAGCUAAUCAAGUGGUAAAGCCGGUUAAAAGUGAAGAAGAGGAAGAUCCUGACUUUAAUGAAAAAGAGGAAUAUGAUUCUGAUUACUCUGAAUAAUCUCACAAUUUUUAAUUUUAAUAUUUCUACUUAUUAUUUAGAAGUAUUUCGUAUAAUUAUUGUUGGUUUCAAUGUUAAAAAAUAUUUAUAUCAAUUUAUAUGUUUUGUAUUUUUUAAACACAAAUAUAUUAUUAUUUUUGUCACUGAA
Aethina tumida (small hive beetle) is the source of this 2456-nucleotide messenger RNA. RefSeq names its product DNA repair and recombination protein RAD54-like (gene okr). Gene Ontology annotation, biological process: reciprocal meiotic recombination; double-strand break repair via synthesis-dependent strand annealing. Gene Ontology annotation, cellular component: nucleus. Lineage: Eukaryota; Metazoa; Arthropoda; Insecta; Coleoptera; Nitidulidae. Gene Ontology annotation, molecular function: DNA translocase activity; ATP binding; ATP-dependent chromatin remodeler activity. The transcript is spliced from 9 exons. The record is from RefSeq and is a predicted model, not a curated record. Bases 41 to 2308 code for a protein of 755 amino acids.